UCCUGUCAGUUGUCAAACAGAUUUAAACUAAAGGUCACCUUGAUAAAGUUCACCUUCUGCGGCAUUCAAACAUAAAGAUUAACAAGAAUUUGUUAGAAAAUUUAAAUAUUACUUAUAAAGUGUUUUGGUGAUCUAAAUAUCAAGAAAAAUGGAUGGAUCAUCCACUCAGAGAUUUAUUGAGCGAGGCUCUCAUAAAGGGAAGGGUCUUGCAGUUUUUACAAGCGGUGGCGAUUCACAGGGAAUGAAUGCUGCUGUACGUUCUGUUGUGCGAAUGGGCAUCUAUUUAGGAUGUAAAGUAUAUUUUAUUCGUGAGGGUUAUCAGGGUAUGGUUGACGGUGGAGACAACAUUGAAGAAGCUAAUUGGUCGUCAGUUAGCUCAAUUAUUCAUAAAGGUGGCACCAUCAUUGGAUCUGCUAGAUGUAUGGAUUUCAUAAAACGGGAGGGACGUCUUACUGCUGCUUACAACUUAGUUACAAGAGGUAUUACUAAUUUGGUAGUAAUUGGAGGUGAUGGUUCACUUACUGGGGCCAAUCUUUUCCGACAAGAGUGGUCCAGCUUGCUUGAUGAAUUGCUACAAAAUAAUCGAAUCACUAAAGAUCAAAGAGAAAAAUAUAAGUACUUACAUAUUGCGGGAAUGGUCGGUUCAAUCGAUAAUGAUUUCUGUGGGACAGACAUGACAAUUGGUACAGAUUCAGCAUUGCAUCGUAUUAUUGAAGCUAUAGAUGCAAUUGUCAGUACUGCAUAUUCUCAUCAAAGAACAUUUAUUAUGGAAGUCAUGGGCAGACAUUGUGGUUAUCUGGCAUUAGUGGCCGCUCUGGCAAGUGAAGCUGACCAAGUUUUCAUUCCUGAAGACCCUGUUCCCAAUAAUUGGGUUGAAAAACUAUGCAAACGUUUGCAACAGGAACGUAAGUCUGGUCAACGUUUGAACAUUAUUAUCGUCGCGGAGGGGGCGAUUGACCGUGAAGGUAAGCCGAUCACUGCAGAGCUAGUGAAGAAGGUGGUAGUUGAAAACCUUCAGCAGGACACCCGUAUCACGGUCCUUGGUCAUGUGCAGCGUGGAGGAUCACCUUCUGCUUUUGAUAGAAUUUUGGGCUGUCGAAUGGGGGCCGAAGCUGUAAUGGCUCUAAUGGAAGCUACACCUGAAACAGAGUCGUGUGUGGUAACUUUAGAUGGAAACCAGGCAGUACGACUGCCGCUUAUGGAGUGUGUGCGUCGUACUAAGGCGGUCGCACAAGCUAUGGCAGACAAAAAUUGGGACCUCGCAGUGCAACUGCGCGGGCGCAGCUUUGCUAGAAACUUAGAAACUUACAAGAUGUUAACUCGUCUUAAGCCUCCUAAGGAAGCUUUCGAUGAAUCUGGAAAACCUGCAGAGGGGCUGACGCUGGCCGUGAUGCACGUGGGCGCGCCGGCGUGCGGCAUGAACGCGGCCGUGCGCUCGUUCGUGCGGAACUGCAUCUACCGCGGGGACACCGUGCUCGGCAUCCACGACGGCGUCGAGGGGUUCAUCAGCGGGAACAUCGUCAAGAUGGACUGGUCAGACGUGACUGGUUGGGUGGGUCAAGGCGGUGCGUUCUUAGGAACCAAGCGAACUCUCCCAGGGGAUAAGAAGAGCGAAAUCGCAGCACGCAUCAAACAGUUCAACAUCCAGGGACUACUUAUCAUUGGAGGAUUUGAGGCGUACCAAGCAGGGCUUGAACUGUACGAAUCACGCGCCCAGUUCCCAGAAUUUUGCAUUCCUCUAGUAGUAGUUCCAGCUACGAUCAGUAACAAUGUACCCGGGACAGACUUCUCCCUGGGUGCGGACACCGCGCUUAACGAAAUCACUGAGAUCUGUGACCGCAUCCGACAGUCGGCUCAGGGUACUAAGCGUCGCGUGUUCGUUGUUGAGACUAUGGGUGGAUAUUGCGGUUAUCUAGCAACUUUGGCAGGUUUGGCCGGAGGUGCUGACGCUGCCUAUAUUUAUGAAGAGAAAUUCUCCAUUAAGGACUUACAACAGGAUGUAUAUCAUAUAGCUUCAAAAAUGACAGGUGGUAUCCAGCGAGGACUUAUCCUUCGUAAUGAGAAAGCCAAUGACAACUACAACACAGAUUUCAUAUAUCGUCUAUAUUCUGAAGAAGGCAAGGGUCUCUUUACAGCAAGAAUGAAUGUUCUUGGUCAUAUGCAACAAGGCGGCUCCCCAACGCCAUUCGACCGGAACAUGGGAACUAAAACAGCCGCCAAGUGCUUGCACUGGCUCGUCGAGAAUAUUCAAAAAGGCUCAGCAAAUGGUCCGGAUUCCGCCUGUCUUCUUGGCGUCGUCAAGAGACAAUACAAAUUCACACCACUUGAAGAACUAAAAUCUCAAACUAACUUUGCCCAAAGAAUACCCAAGCAGCAAUGGUGGAUGAAACUUCGUCCUCUUCUGCGUAUUCUAGCCAAGCACGAUUCCACAUAUGAAGAAGAGGGCAUGUACAUGACAGUGGAACAAGGAGAGAUGGACUCGGAACAUGUUAUUUAAUUCCCUUAACUUGUUGCGUGAUUACUAUAUUUUAAUGUUGCCAUGCUUAAAUGUAAAAGCUGCUAGAAUAUUAGUGAACUUUUUAAGAUGAAGUAUUCAUAAAUACAUUAUAUUAGUAUUCUGAAAAAGUAGUUCUCUAAAUUAUUUUUAUUGAGUAGUGAAUAAAAUGUAUUUAUUAUUAGUAUAUAAUUAAAACUCGUAAGUUAUGUUAUUUUAAUGGGGCUGUGCAAACUGAUUUUAUAUAUUUUCAUAUUUUGAGAUUAUACUGAUUUUUAGAGAUUUAUCAGACUUGAGAUAUAUUUAAAUUAAGUGAAAGUAUAGUUAUUACUUUUUGACAAAAAUGACUUAAAGAAAUUUGACUAUUUCUAAUUUAUUUAGUUAAACAAAUUUAUUUAAUUGGAAUGUUAUGACCACAAUUAUUCUAGACUCAUAGUAUUUUAUUACGGU
This is a messenger RNA of Nymphalis io (European peacock), 2944 nucleotides long. It is a transcript of the gene Pfk, whose product is annotated as ATP-dependent 6-phosphofructokinase. Gene Ontology annotation, molecular function: AMP binding; fructose-6-phosphate binding; 6-phosphofructokinase activity. Gene Ontology annotation, cellular component: cytoplasm; 6-phosphofructokinase complex. The record is from RefSeq and is a predicted model, not a curated record. The transcript is spliced from 15 exons. Bases 149 to 2497 code for a protein of 782 amino acids. NCBI's taxonomy places the organism in Eukaryota, Metazoa, Arthropoda, Insecta, Lepidoptera, Nymphalidae. Gene Ontology annotation, biological process: fructose 6-phosphate metabolic process; canonical glycolysis; fructose 1,6-bisphosphate metabolic process.